AUGGCUAAAUUACGACGCGACACCCAUGCAGACCAAUAUUUCCCUCCGCCUAACAAUUCCAGGUCUCUUCGUGUCGUGGCCUCGGGCACCUUGUUUCUGACACACACCCUCUCCGUCCCAUGUCACCCUACGCCUUCAACUGUAGUUCGAGCACAUUCUGUGCAAAAGACCCGAGGUGGCUCCGCGAAUACUGUACUCUCGCUCCUGGCCCAAUUUCCGAAUGUCGAGGCUGUCCUAGUCGCACCAUUAGGCGGAAAUGAUGAAGGAAAAAUGGUUCUGAAGGAUUUGGAAAAUGAAGGCGUAAUGACGCGGUACUGCAAGAUUUGGGACAAUGCUGGGGUCCCGAGCGCUUGGGUACUGCAUUCUGCGGAGGGUGAUACAAGGACGGUCGUGAACCACAACCCUCUACCAGAUAUCACGCACGAGGAUUUUGUGUCUCUGCUGGGGCCGCUUCUCGCUCCAGAAAACUAUCCACCAAUAGAACCAACAAAUAGCCCGAAUAUACCAAGCUAUCCUUCAACCCCUCCUUCAGGUUCAACACCUCGAGCAUCUCAAUCUGGACCGCGUCCUCCAAUCCUCUUUAAUCCAAAAAGCCCAGCUCCGUUCGACUGGCUCCACUUCGAAGGUCGGUCAGUGAAAACCACGUUAAGUAAUAUGACUGGCUUGGAUGGGUUAGCGCGAGAACGCAAGUGGCGAAGCCAUUGUGUUUUUAGCGUCGAUGUGGGUCGCAAAGGAAGACAAGGCGUCGAAGCGCUAAUACCCCAUGCGGACGUGCUUUUUCUGAAUAAGCACUAUGCUCAGGCUCACUCUCCCCAUUACGCCACGACGCCAAGAGCGUUUCUGCUCUCCCUGGUCUCCAUCGCGCCUCCUCAUGCCCUUCUUGUCGCCCAUUGGGGUUCUGAGGGUUCAGCUGUCUUAUCUCUGCCAACGAAAGAGUACUUCCAAAGCUCUGGUUGGGUUGAAGAGAAGCCGCUGAAGAUUAAUGGUGCUACUGGUACUCAACAACACCGAAAUCAACCCUCUGGAACCGUCACAGAACUACGAUCCGUAAGGAGUGGUAGCGAUUUCUGGGCUGGGGGACCACGAAGUCGGACACCGUCGUCCAGCGCUUUCACAGCGGGGGACAGCCACUAUUUGUCAGACGGUGGGAACGACAGUGGGAUUGGGCACUCUGAUAAAUCGUAUCGGAGGGCUCCGGCGCAUUCGCGUGGGGGGCAAGGGCAUAAUUCGAGUGGUCAGUAUACCACGGAAGACGAUGACAACGACUCACAGGGGACUGAGACGCCUGGAGGGGAUAAUGAUCUGGAUAAUGAAGUUGUUGAUGAGGUUGGGUCGCAGGACGCGUUUAUUGCGGGAAUGAUUUUUGCGCUUAGUAGGAGGAUAUGUCCUGGGUCUCCUUAUACCCCUUCUUGGUCCGGGGAAGACCCAGGAACUUCGUCAGAGUCUGAACGUGGUCGAUGGCGGUUAGAUGAAUGUUUACGAUUUGCGACGGAGUUGGCUGGUCGGAAAGCUAGGCGACGGAACUGGGCUGGAUUGGCUGCUGAAAUGGUUCAGGCAGGCUGGCUUGAUUCCUGA
This is a messenger RNA of Laccaria bicolor S238N-H82, 1575 nucleotides long. RefSeq lists its product as uncharacterized. Lineage: Eukaryota; Fungi; Basidiomycota; Agaricomycetes; Agaricales; Hydnangiaceae. The record is from RefSeq and is a predicted model, not a curated record. The transcript is spliced from 5 exons. The coding region runs from base 1 to 1575 and encodes 524 amino acids.